UUUGAGCAGUUAUCCUGUGGCUAUGUGCACAAAUGAAGGGCGUUUGAUUCAGAAGUUUAUUCGUAUAAGUUCAACUUAGAAGAGAAAUGGGUCCAGGUUCUUUAAUUGGCUUCAAACCAGUUUAAAUUCCAUUGAAACUCAGGGCACUUCCAGUGACGGGGUGUUAUGUCCAAGGACACAUUUCCAUUCUCCUCUACCUCCCUACGCUCUCUGAGACUGGAACAGGAGCUUCAGGAUUGGGAGGAUGAACGGAGAGCCUUGGCUAAUAGGAGGGCGAUGAUCAGGCCCCCACUGCCUCUGCCACCCAGACUCCCUCCAAGGCAGCAGUGGCUCCAGGAGGUCAGAGCCCCUCCACCCCAGAUCCGCUGCAGAGACACAAGCAUCCAUAACACCUUUAUGUAUGGGGACAUAAAGGGGGUUUACGCUGUGCUGAAGGACCCUGGGAUGGUUAAUGCCCUGAUGGAGACAGUGCAUGAAGAGAUGGUGUGGGCUCCAGAAAUGGGUAUGUGGACACUGAGCUCCAAGGUGAAACAAACAUCGGCCUUACGCCUGGCUGCCAGCCGGGGACACACAGCAUGUGUGGAGGAGCUGCUGUUUCGUGGAGCUGAGGUGAACACCGACCCCGGAGGCAACACUGCACUCCAUGAUGCCUGCAUAGGCGGCCACUCUGUCUGUGUCCAGCUGCUUCUCUCCCAUGGAGCAGAUCCAGAUGUGCUGGCAGCAGAUGGUAGUGCUCCCCUUCACCUCUGUACCUCUGCCCAGUCAUUCCAAUGUGCUAAGCUGCUUUUAGAGGGAGGCGCAGACAUCAAUGUGAGAAGCAGGGAGUCGAGGCUCACACCUCUGCAUGUGGCUGCUCAGAGGGGCCUGGAGGAGCACCUGGAGCUCUUUCUAAGCCUUGGAGCGGAUGUUUUGGCCACUAACCGAGAGGGGGAGACGCCCCUGAAUGCUGCGUGCUCUGGAGCCGAGAGGCCGUCUGAAGCUGGGAGGUACCUGCGUGUGAUCCAGAAGCUGCUGGAUGCAGGAGCUAAUCCUCAAACUGCAGGCAGGAAGCAACACACCCCACUGCACAAUGCCUGUGCAAACUGUUGCCCGAGGAUUGUAGAUGUCCUCCUGGAGCACGGAGCUAAGGCUGAUGUUGAGAACUGUGCAGGUUACACACCAAUGGACUGUUUGCUCCAGAUUGUGGAAGAUUACCCGGUGCAGCAGUGUGAGGCGAUAGCAAGAUCCCUUCUAAACUAUGGAGCCAAACCUGUUUCACCAAAGAUGCUGAAACAGCUGGCCUUCUAUCCUGAUGUUCUGGGGCUAAUGCUGAACUCCUACACCUCCAUCCCGCCCUGUGAUUGGUUAGAAUCCCUGCCUCCUGACAAGUUGCCCCAGGAGGACCUGCCGUUCUUCCUGUCAGUGCGCCAGUGGACGGGUCAGCCUCGAUCCCUGCAGCAUCUCUGUCGAUGUGCUUUACGUCAGCAUUUAGGAGCCCAGUGUCACUCAGCUGUCUGUAAGCUGGACAUUCCUGCUUCAGUGAGAGAUUAUCUGCUAUUGUGCAACAACAGGACACUGCAGUGAAUGUUGAUUCUUCACAGUAAUUAUGUACUUUUAUGAAGCUUUUCAAAGUCUCAAAAUCUUCAAAAAUAUAUAUAUUUUUUAAUUUUUAAUUUAAACUGUGAUAUAUUGUUUUAAAAGUCUUCACAGCCGAUGGAGUUCAGCCUGAUAUAUGUUACCUUUAAAAUUACUUUUUCCUGU
Cyprinodon variegatus (sheepshead minnow) is the source of this 1740-nucleotide messenger RNA. RefSeq names its product ankyrin repeat and SOCS box containing 16 (gene asb16). Gene Ontology annotation, molecular function: transmembrane transporter binding. The transcript is spliced from 7 exons. NCBI's taxonomy places the organism in Eukaryota, Metazoa, Chordata, Actinopteri, Cyprinodontiformes, Cyprinodontidae. Gene Ontology annotation, biological process: negative regulation of delayed rectifier potassium channel activity; intracellular signal transduction; neuronal action potential. Gene Ontology annotation, cellular component: synapse; axon initial segment; membrane. The coding region runs from base 166 to 1563 and encodes 465 amino acids. The record is from RefSeq and is a predicted model, not a curated record.